Molecule: messenger RNA, 1485 nt
Organism: Arabidopsis lyrata subsp. lyrata
Lineage: Eukaryota; Viridiplantae; Streptophyta; Magnoliopsida; Brassicales; Brassicaceae
Product: syntaxin-132
Exons: 13
Coding region: 387-1301 (304 amino acids)
Biological process (GO): vesicle fusion; exocytosis; intracellular protein transport
Cellular component (GO): SNARE complex; plasma membrane; endomembrane system
Molecular function (GO): SNARE binding; SNAP receptor activity
Source: RefSeq, a predicted model, not a curated record
AAGGACGGCAUGUCGGAAAAUUCCCCGUUUUACAUUACCAAACCGAACCGUUCAAGAUUUGGUUUCGGUUUACAUGUAUUAACUGUUUGUAAAAUGUAUUCGAUACUCGGUUCAGUUAGGUUUCGAACAAUAAACCGAUCGGUUUGGACAAAUUAAAAUCCCUAGAUUACUUCAAAUUCUUCUCUCCUCUCUCUCAUUCUUUUGCUUGAGCCACAGAUCCGUUUCUCCUCCACUUUCUCUCGAUUUGUCUUCUUCACUCAGUUUCUCGCUUGUCCUUUGAAAGAUCGACACUUUCCGGCGUCCUUUGUCUUCGCACUAUUGAAGUCGUCUUUUUCUUCGUUCUUGGUGUGAACCGAAACUAAACUUUUAUCUUUUUGCUCUACACGAUGAACGAUCUUCUUAAGGGUUCGUUUGAGCUUCCCCGAGGUCAAUCUUCUAGAGAAGGGGAUGUUGAACUAGGGGAACAACAAGGUGGAGAUCAAGGAUUAGAAGAUUUCUUCAAAAAGGUUCAAGUCAUUGACAAACAGUAUGAUAAGCUAGAUAAGCUUCUAAAGAAACUUCAGGCUUCCCAUGAGGAGUCAAAAGCUGUGACCAAAGCUCCUGCCAUGAAGGCGAUAAAGAAGACAAUGGAAAAGGAUGUUGAUGAAGUUGGAAGUAUUGCCCGUUUCAUAAAGGGGAAACUCGAGGAGUUGGAUAGAGAGAACUUGGCAAAUAGACAAAAACCUGGAUGUGCAAAAGGAUCUGGUGUGGAUCGAUCAAGAACAGCAACGACACUUUCCUUAAAGAAGAAGUUGAAAGACAAGAUGGCCGAGUUUCAGGUUCUACGCGAAAACAUUCAACAAGAGUAUCGCGAUGUUGUUGAUAGGCGCAUUUAUACCGUAACUGGGGAGCGGGCGGAUGAAGAUACUAUUGAUGAAUUGAUUGAAACUGGAAACAGUGAACAGAUCUUCCGGAAAGCGAUUCAGGAGCAAGGAAGAGGACAGGUAAUGGACACCUUGGCGGAAAUCCAAGAACGUCAUGAUGCUGUCAGAGACUUGGAAAAGAAACUUCUUGACUUGCAACAAAUAUUCUUGGAUAUGGCAGUUUUGGUUGAUGCACAAGGAGAAAUGCUUGACAAUAUAGAAUCUCAGGUGUCAAGUGCAGUAGAUCACGUGCAAUCGGGAAAUACGGCUCUUCAAAGAGCAAAGAGCUUGCAGAAGAACUCAAGAAAAUGGAUGUGUAUUGCAAUUAUCAUCCUCCUCAUUGUGGUUGCAGUGAUCGUUGUUGGUGUUCUCAAGCCUUGGAAAAACAAGAGUGCUUGAGGAAACAAAGAAUGUACAAAAAAAAUAUCAAAUCCUUAUUCACGGCUUUGAGUGAGAGUGUUUUGUUCAUGAUGUGUGUUUUUUUUUACCAAGAAACGAACAAACCAAAAUUCUAUAUUCUUUUAAUUGGAUCAAACAAACCAAUUCUCUUUUGAAAGGAGGCUCUUCUGAUUAUUUCAAUUUC